CGGGCUGUGGUGGAAAGAACAUGGCGUCCCGGGGAUGGUCUGCGAUGGUGAGAAGGCUGCAGACAACGCGAUGUAUUCGAGGAACAUCGCCUUUGGGAGGUGCAAAUUACUCUGCAGCAAAAGAAAUAGGUAGCAAAGUUUACAGGAGGUCAUUCAUAACAUCCCUUUUUCGUCAUGGUAAGGCGAUCACACACCUCAGAAAAGUCAGAAAACGACAAAUAUCGUAGGCUUCCAAAUCUAACCAUAAAAACUUAUGAUGUGGGCUGUAAAAAAAGGCUAAAAUAAACCUCAUUGUGAUCGCUGUUUUUUGGGGGGAGGAAAAGACAACUGUCAUUUUUCAACUGGUUGGGCUUGAUCGAUUUAGUAUUAAAGGAGGAAUCAAAGGCAUAGAUUUCCAAAUGCAUUGUUGCAUAAACGUGAGUGUUAUUGUUGUUCUUUGGAUAGAGGAUGAUCUUUGGUCAGGUGGCGAUUUAUUAGCGUGGUUACUUAGAUUUAAAUGUGAUUUCCGCGAUACUCCUGUGUUGUCCAAAAAUAGACUCCAAUGGAGUUGGGGAUGUGGGGGAGUGUUGGGCUACACAAUGCCUUUUUUGCUGGGGUAUUGGCUUUAGAGUUUUAAUUAUAUCAGGGUAUGGGCUUUUGCCUUCACACUCCAAAGACUAGGUUUGUGUCACAUCAAUCAAACAAACUUGUCAAAUGUAGAUUAUUGUGAGGGUGGGAGAUAAGUGUAUUUUUUGUUAUCAAUAGGGUAAGGGUUUGAUGUCCAGAGUAGAAUGCACACACCAAAACUUGGGUUGAGAAUACUAUUAUUAUUAUUAAUAUUGAUAUUAUUAUUAUCUACACCCAGGGAACUAUUUCAGUGACAAAUCAAACCUUUUAUUUUACUACAAGAUGAGACUUGAACUGUUUGUUCUAGCUGCAGCGUCCUUUUCUCUCUUUUCAUGUUUGAUCUUUGUCCAUCCCUGGAAAAAGAAAACAAAAAACAAGGAAGAGAACAAAAACAUUUGUAUACCUUGUUUCUUAAAUAGUGACAAAUGUAGUUACAUUUCUUCUUCCAUCUUGAUGAUUGGCUUUUGAUGCAUUCAUGAAAAGUUCUCUUAAUGGAAUUGUCUGGAUAUGAUCAAGGCAAAGAGGACUAGCAAUCAAUAUAAAUAUGAAAGAAUAUUUGAACUGCCACCAGUUUUAAAUGAUAAGGCUUAUUAGGAGAUAACAUUAUUAUAUAACAUACAAAUUCAUGAAACUUGUCAUUUAUGAUUUUCAAGCUGUCCCCACAACACAAAUCCUCAUGCCAGCUCUAUCACCGACAAUGGAGGAAGGAACUAUUGUGAAGUGGCUAAAAAAGGAAGGUGACAAUGUCUCCCCAGGGGACGUACUUUGUGAGAUUGAAACUGAUAAGGCUACAAUCUCCAUGGAUACUGAAGAGGAAGGAAUUUUGGCAAAGAUAAUAGUCCCAGAGGGAAGCACAAAUGUAAAGAUAAAUAAACUGAUUGCACUGAUGGUGGAGGAGGGUGUGGACUAUACGCAGGUUGAAGUUCCAAUAGAUACAGGUACAUUGAGACCUUCAAUUUAAUACACCCUUUAUUAUUUACUCCCCUUAUGAAAAUUUGUGGAUCCUCUUAAGCCUCAUGAUUCAAACAAACAAAAAUGUUUUGAGUUAAAAGUCUCUGACAGGAGACUGAAAGACUGACUUGGCUUAUUGUCAUAGUUCUAAUUAAUGAUUAAGUAACUUAAUCAUGGAGAGAAAAAAAAAAAGAAUUGUCUCAGUUAGGCUGCCUUUAGUAUAAACACUGAGUCUCGGAUUGCAUUGGUGACAAUAACCCUAUAGAGUUCUUAGAAAAGAGAGUCUAUUGCAGUCAACCCUGACACUUGUAAUUUUAUUAUGUUUUGUUUGAAAAAGAAAUGAAAUUGUUCUAUCAAGCACUAAUAUUAACCAUUCGUUCUCUUAAGAUGAGUCAGACAAAACAGAAGUUUCUUCAGAUCAGAGCAGCAGUACUGGUCACAGUGACACCACUGUGCUGAUAUCACCAGCUGUUAGACUACUUCUUGAGACAUAUCAGCUGAAUCCUGGACUCAUUCCAGCCACUGGUCCUAAAGGAAGACUGCUCAAGGGUGAUGUGUUGAGGUUCGUGGCUCAAGGUGGAAAGCCCUUCAUGAAACCAGAAGAAGCUAAGAUUCCUAUGCAAGCUGCCCGACCAUCAGAAAAUGUUCAGUCAGCUUUGUCUCAGCCAACAGUUCCACCCCAAAAAACUAAACCCUCAACUCAGACAAGUGGUAGGUACACUGUUUUCUCUUUAACACCAUUAUUCUAACUGAAGAAGGGUGUGACUAUUUUGGCUCCAUUAAAUAUGAAAUAAACAGUGAGUCUAUGGCCCAUUUGUCUCUUUAUGAUGCAUAAUUAGGGCUAUAGAAUGGAAAAUUUAAGACUGCAAGACCCCGGUUUCAAAAUUUGAGACUUAAGAAAACGAGACUUGGAGACCUAUCAGAAAUGCUUCCAAGAUUUUGAGAUUGGCCCCAAAUUUUCAGAGGCCCAAGAAUUUCGAGGAACCAUUCUUUACCCGUUGCAUUAAUGGGCAAUAUGUACCCUUACAAUGAGCCAAGACUAGCUACAGGUCUCUAUGGCCUUGGGUCACCAUGACAUUUUGGAUCUUUGUUAAUAUAAUAAGAAUGCUAGCUACAUUAUACUGCACCUGCUCCAUGAAGAACACGCUUAGGAGGGACUACUGUGAUUGAAGAUUAAAGGAGGUUCAUAGAUGGGGUUGGAAAAAUAUUAAUAUUUGAAUUUUUGAGGGCAACAGUGCAAUAAUUAGUUUUCUUUGAAGUUAUAGGAGCCUAUUCAUUUCUUUAAGUUAACACCUUAUUGUCUAUGAGUAAUGUAAAAUUGUAGGGGUUGGAGUUGAUUUACAUCUAUGAAUUGUCAAUCCCUGGUUUUUAAGCCUUGUUGUUAAUAACAGUUUUCACUUCUUUAAAACUCAGUAGAUUAAUAAUAUUAUUGCAUUCUGUUUUGCAGACACAAAGCUUGUUUCACCAAAACCAUCUGAUGCAGUUGUCACAACAAAAUACAUUGACAUACCUAACACAAGUAUGAGGAGUACUAUUGCUAAGAGACUUGCGGAAUCUAAAGCUACUGUUCCACACACUUAUGCUUCUACAAACUGUGUUAUGAACAAUCUUAUUGAACUGAGAAAAGGUCUUGAGGUGAAGGUUUCUAUAAACGAUUUUGUCAUCAAAGCAGCGGCCUUGGCUCUGAGGCAGGUUCCAGACAUGAAUGCCAUCUGGGAUGGGAAAGAGGCUCAGUUACUUAGUGAUGUAGAUAUCUCUGUUGCUGUGGCAACUGACUCAGGGCUUAUAACACCGAUUGUUAAAACAGCGGAUAAUCUACAAGUUGCAGAGAUUUCUUCUGUUCUCAAGGUAAUAAUUCAGUAAUAGAAGCAUGUCCAUGAUUUCUUGUAAUUUUAGCUCAAUGAUUCAUGCAAGGUGUCUUUAGAACUUUGCAUCCCUUUUAACUGCUGUAAGUGCACUGGCGGUCUCUUUUAAAUAGGAAUCAAUCACGAAAAUAGAACUUUUUCUUGACUAUAUAACGCCAUAAAAUUCAUCUGUUAACCCUUUGGGCCCUUUCACUGACCCAAAUGACUCAUUUCCCUACCCUUUCGUAUGGUUGUUGUUUGUUCCCUCUGCAGCCAUUGUACAUCCCUCGAAGUACAAGCGGAGGGUUGGGGGGACUGAAAAAGGUUUAUACACUUGAAAUGUUUGUUUUUCCAAUACCUGAUAUCCAUCCUAUCAGUACUCAAGAGAUGGAGAUAGGCUGCAGCUGUUGGAGACCCUGUGGCUCAACUUUUCCUUUUAUCAACUUUUUAAAAAGGAUUUUGUUUCAACCAUUUACUAUUUUUUACAGGGACUUUGUUUAGUAAGCUGUUAAGAGAACAUUUUAGUGAGAGGAUGCAGUUUUUUUUGUCUGAUUAAGCAUUUUUCUUGCCCAUACAGUGUGGACCAAUGUAGACUCCGUGUUAGUAGGAGGCAAUAGAUAAAACCAAAUUAUACAUGCUUUCAAGUUGUUUCCUAAACAGAUUAAGUGUGAAUGUUUGUUAGAAUUCCAUUUGCACAUCGUAAGGUUUUCUCUAGAAAUUAUUAGUAUUCCUUCCCUUCCCCUUUUGCCACCCUCUUUUCCACAUGUUUGCACUCUGUGCUUCCAUAUCACAGGAAACAUUAUUUUGCUUUCAGGCUACACAUUAAUAACCCUCUAUUUUUUUUCCAGGACCUGGCAAGCCGCGCAAGAGAAGGCAAGUUAAAAUUGCAUGAGUUCCAAGGUGGCUCCUUCACUAUUUCCAACCUUGGAAUGUUUGGUAUCACUGAGUUUUCUGCAGUCAUUAAUCCACCACAGGCCUGCAUUAUGGCUGUAGGUGGUACCCAUCCUGUGCUCACCGCAGAAGAGGAAAUCCAAAGUGUGAUGACAGUCACCUUGUCAUGUGAUCGUAGGAUGGUGGACGAUGAAUUAGCUGCCAGAUGGCUAGAAAAUUUCAAAAAGAACAUAGAAAGUCCAUCUCGACUACUUCUGUAAAAAUGUCAAUAUAUUUUCUCCUGGGAUUGUAAAUCAAGGACAAAGACUGAUAAUAAUGUGAUCAGUUAUUUGAAAGAUUUUAAAAGUGAG
This is a messenger RNA of Porites lobata, 4642 nucleotides long. The record is from the annotation of a GenBank genome assembly. Lineage: Eukaryota; Metazoa; Cnidaria; Anthozoa; Scleractinia; Poritidae.